UAGUCCAACUCUCUGCUUUUCUUUAACCCAUUAACCCACUAAUCAUUUUGAAAUUAUCUCUGAAUGGCUCACAAAAGCAAGAUUUUGAUAAUUGGAGGGACUGGAUACAUUGGAAAAUACAUAGUAGAGGAAAGUGCGAAAUCUGGGCACCCCACUUUUGCAUUGGUCAGAGAGAACACAGCUUCAAAUCCUGAAAAGUCUAAACUCAUUGAGAGCUUCAAGAGCUCUGGAGUGACACUUCUCAAUGGAGACAUCUAUCGUCAUGAGAGCUUGGUGAGGGCAGUAAAGCAAGUCGAUGUAGUUAUCUCUGCAGUUGGAAUACAACAGAUAGCUGAUCAGGUGAAUAUUAUUGCUGCCAUCAAAGAAGCUGGAAAUGUCAAGAGGUUCCUCCCGUCCGAGUUUGGAAGUGCUAUGGAUCGUGCCAAGGCAGUCGAUCCAAUUAAACAUCAUCUCGGGGUCAAGGCUAGCAUCCGAAGAUCCAUCGAGGCCCAAGGAAUUCCAUAUACCUACCUUUUGUCUAAUGGCUUUGCUGGGUACUUUUUGCCCAACUUCGGAAUUGCACGUACUGGUGGCACUGGCAGAUUCACAGCUCCUCCUAGGGACAAAGUAGAAAUAAUUGGAGAUGGAAACACCAAAGUAAUUUUUUCCAAAGAAGAGGAUAUUGCGACUUAUACCAUAAAAGCAGUGGACGAUCCAAGAACCUUGAACAAGGUCCUUCAUAUUAGACCCCCGGCAAAUAUUUUGUCCUUCAAUGAGAUUGUUUCCCUAUGGGAGAAGAAGAUUGGCAAGACCCUUGAAAAAACUUAUCUUCUGGAGGAUCAACUUCUAAAGAAAAUCCAAGAGUCUCCCAGUCCUUUAAACCUCAGACUAUCCAUUAAGCACGCUACAUUUGUGAAGGGAAAUCUUACAAACUCUGAGGUUAAGACUUCUUUUGGCGUGGAGGCUUCAGAGCUUUAUCCAGAGGUGAAAUACUCCACUGCAGAUGAAUACUUGGACCAGUUUGUCUAAUACUUGGAACAUUCCUUUGUUGUAAUGUUUUUACUAUCUUACAAUGUACAAUAAAAAUAAAUAAAAAUAGAGGGAAAUAUCUAUUGCACACACUCACACACACACUGUAGUGUGUGAAAUAGACAUUGCUCAAAAAUAAAAUCUAUGUUGUGUAUGUGGCAUUUGUUACUUGUUAGUUAUGCCCUUGUUUGUGUCAUGUAAACCCUUGGAUUGGAUCCUUAAUUUGUAAAUUUGUUUCCUGGUGAAUAUGUUAGUCAAAUUGUGCUUCUUGUGAAGAAAAUUUUAAAAAUCCUUGUUAUGUGGUUCUUUGUUGUAGAACAUGUUAAGUA
Molecule: messenger RNA, 1337 nt
Organism: Quercus lobata
Lineage: Eukaryota; Viridiplantae; Streptophyta; Magnoliopsida; Fagales; Fagaceae
Product: phenylcoumaran benzylic ether reductase Betv6-like
Exons: 5
Coding region: 64-1008 (314 amino acids)
Molecular function (GO): oxidoreductase activity
Source: RefSeq, a predicted model, not a curated record